GAGGGGACGUGAAUGCACCAUAUUGACAGGUCUGUCAGCGAAUCAGAGCAGGGGGCGGGCUUUAUGCUAGUAAGACGUACUUCCGGAAGUACACACGCACGUGCGCGAAAGGCUGAUGCUAUCCAGUCUACGGUGUGUUUUGAACGUCACUAGAGGCAUAAUUAAGUUGGCAUCCUUGAAGGUGUCUAAACAAGUGCUGAACAAGCUGCACGUGAAAGGAGUUUUUCAAAUACAUUUUCGUUUCUUGCAAACGUUUUUAGUUAUUCAGUCUCGCCAAAGCUUUACUCUGAUGUCUGAUUUGGAAACUCCUCCUCCUCCUGUUCAGACCGGAGAGAAGAGAGUUUGUCCAGAAGAUGAGGAACAGGACUUUCCCUUAAAGAAACCAAGAACUGAGGCUGAGCACGAUAACGGGGCUGCUCCGAGCCGAGAUGAAGAAGCGUCAGGUUUGCCUGAAGAGGAAGCUAAUGAGGGAGAGGAGGAAGAGGAUGGGGGCACCUUUGCUGACAUGAUGAAGCAUGGCCUGACUGAGACGGACGUGGGCAUCCUGAAGUUUGUCAGCGAUCACGAGGGGUUCUCGGGAAUCCUGAAGGAAAGGUACUCGGAUUUUGUUGUGCACGAAAUUAACAAACAAGGGAAAACAGUGCACUUAGAUGACAUCUCAGUACCAGCGGACACAGAGGAGGUUCAGGGGGAAGACCAUCAGCCAAAGGAGGACGACGUCCUCACAGAGGAGCAGAAGCAGCAGCUCGGUGAUCUACAGCUGUAUAAGAACAAGGAAGGAAACGUCUCCAUUCAGGUAAUGGAUGAUACAAAGGAGAAGCGGACGCUCAUCCACAAAGCCAUCAAGACUCAAUUUCCUGGUCUGGAAACGAAGACUGAGGAGAAAGAUGGCUGCAAGUUCAUAGUGGCCUAUCAUGUUGCUGGGAAGAAGGCUUUAGCAGUCAAAACAUCUGCAGCUCCAAGAAAACACUUCUGGCCUAAAAACCGUGGCAGUUACUGCCACUUCGUCCUGUACAAGGAGAACAAAGACACUAUGGAUGCAAUCAACGUGUUGUCCAAGUUUCUCAGGCUCAGACCCAACAUGUUCUCCUACAUGGGCACCAAAGACAAGAGAGCCAUCACAGUGCAGGAAAUCGCAGUGCUCAAGAUCACAGCAGAGAGAUUAGCUCACCUCAACAAGUGCCUCCUGAACCUGAAGGUUGGAAACUUCACUUACAAAAACCAUCCUCUGAAGCUGGGAGAGCUGCAGGGAAACCACUUCACCGUCAUCAUCAGGAACAUCUCAGGAAGCGAGGAGCAGGUCCAUCAGGCCAUGACGUCCCUCAAGCAGACGGGCUUCAUCAACUACUACGGCAUGCAGCGCUUCGGCACCACAGCUGUUCCAACGCAGCAUGUGGGCAGAGCCAUUCUGAGGAACAACUGGAAUGAGGUGGUGGAUCUGAUUCUGAAACCUCGUCCUGGAGCAGAGAAAGAAUAUUUGGUGCGCUGCAGAGAGGAGUGGGCAAAGACUCAGGACCCCGAGGCGGCCCUGAAAAAGCUGCCCAACAAGCGCUGUCUGGAGGGACAGCUGCUCCGAGGCCUGUCCAUGUAUGGCAAGAAAAACAUCGUCACUGCGUUUGGACUGAUUCCUCGCAACAACCGCCUGAUGUACAUCCACAGCUACCAGAGCUUUGUGUGGAACACCAUGGUGAGCCGCAGAAUCGAGGCGUUCGGCCUGAAGGCUGUAGGGGGCGAUCUGGUGCUCCGAGGAACCACCGCACACGUGCUGUCUGCUGAGGAGGCCGAGCAGCACUCCAUCCAUGACAUUGUGAUGCCGCUCCCUGGGUUUGAUGUCAUCUACCCCACCCACCACAUUGGGGAAGGUUACAGAGAGCUGCUCUCAGCAGACGGGCUGGACAUCGACAACAUGAGGCACAAAGUGAAGGACUACUCUCUGUCUGGAGCAUACAGGCGUGUCAUCAUCAGACCCACCGACGUCAGCUGGGAGGUGAUUCAUUACGAUGAUCCCAGGAUCUCUUUGGUUCAUACCGACUUUGAGAAACUGGAGAAGAAACCUGCUCCUGUUUUCAACACAGAGGGAAAGUACCGGGCUCUGAGGAUAGAGUUUUCCUUGCCUCCCUCCACCUACGCCACCAUGGCAAUCAGAGAGAUCCUGAAGCUGGACACCAGCAUCAAGAAACAAACCCAACUCAACACCUUGUGGUUCAACUAAAUUAGCCACAGCAACUAUUAUUUAUGGGUCACUCACUUUGAGUGUUUGGUGUGAAACAGAAAUAAUUUUUCUAUUUGUUCUACACAAAUGUGUCAUUUGUUAUUUUAUUUUAGCAGCAAGUUGUCUUUUUUUUAUUAUGUUUUAUUUUGAAAGGUUUCUAUACUUGAGUAACUUAUAAACUGGAAGCCUUUAACUGUGAGGACUCACAUGUUGAAAGUUUGACAUAGAUAAAACUGCUUCUUUUAGCUAAAAAAAAAAAUAAAAACAGUAAAGAUUUAACAACUAA
Messenger RNA from Oryzias melastigma (Indian medaka), 2498 nucleotides. RefSeq names its product pseudouridine synthase 7 (gene pus7). The transcript is spliced from 18 exons. NCBI's taxonomy places the organism in Eukaryota, Metazoa, Chordata, Actinopteri, Beloniformes, Adrianichthyidae. Gene Ontology annotation, molecular function: RNA binding; pseudouridine synthase activity. Gene Ontology annotation, cellular component: nucleus. Bases 116 to 2212 code for a protein of 698 amino acids. The record is from RefSeq and is a predicted model, not a curated record. Gene Ontology annotation, biological process: pseudouridine synthesis.